Messenger RNA from Priceomyces carsonii, 2427 nucleotides. RefSeq lists its product as uncharacterized. Bases 1 to 2427 code for a protein of 808 amino acids. Gene Ontology annotation, cellular component: mitochondrial inner membrane. The transcript has a single exon. NCBI's taxonomy places the organism in Eukaryota, Fungi, Ascomycota, Pichiomycetes, Serinales, Debaryomycetaceae. The record is from RefSeq and is a predicted model, not a curated record.
AUGCGAAGUUUCAGCACGGGACGGGCAACAAAUCGGCUUCUUGGGAGUUUAUUGUGGACCAAACGCUCCUUCUGCUCUGUCGGCAAAGCUCUGACUCAUAAUGCAUCUUUCUCAUCUGCUCUUCUGCAUUCUCAGGCAGAGACACCAAGCGAGUCUAUACGGGACAAUAUCAUAGAGAGUGAUAACCAUACAAAUAAGAUCCUCAUACUUAAACCGGAGGACACUGAGGACAAGAAAUUUAAUAGGCUAGUGGAAGAUGUUAACGCGAGGCAGCUUCGAGCAGAAUCGAAGCGGUUGUCACCUUAUUCUAUCAUCAAAGAGGACUUAUUAAAUGAUUCGAAACAGUCUUAUAUCCGAUCUAUUGAUGAGUACCGACCACCUAAAUCAUCAGUGACCUUGCUGCGCUACAAUAUAUUAUUGAAGGGUUUGGUUAGUUCCUUCACUAAGUCCCAAAUAAUUGACUAUAUCAAUGUAGCUUACAGCAAUUCGAAUUUUAGACAGAAAAGAAAAGGCUUGUCAAAUAAAAACAAGAAAGGCUUGGCGCAGAUAGUAAUAGAGGAUUUAUGGCUAGUGAAGAAACUAGAUAAGUCAACAUCUUUAGAUGAUUUGUACGUCAAGAAAUCAGUCAAAUUAGCCCAUAGAGAUUUAUUUUUACUAGUUCUGGAAAAUGGCUUAAUAAUCCAGUAUCUUUCUAGGGUAGGUGUUGAUAUUGGUUUUGAUCCAAAGUUAAAUGAAAUUCAAUUUACUGGUACCGAAUCGCUGGUUAAUAAUGCUGAAAUUAUUUUAAGCGCAAUCCUUGGAAAUUGUUAUAAAGAAGAACUUAAUUUAGGAUCUAUAAAACGAUUAUUUCUUGAAAAAUAUAAUCAAUUUCCUUUGGAUUACAUAGGAAAAAUGACAGAAGUGUUCUUUAAACAUCUUGAAAAUGAUAAUUAUGAGUUAAUAAGUUUGAAUAUCAAUCAGAUUAGACGCUGCAAACGAUUACUUUUAUGGUUAUUGAAUUAUAAUCAACAUUCCAAAGAAAAGUUGAAAGUUCCAAAUAUUAGACAAGGGACUUCGCUCUUACCUUAUAAAGAUGACGAUUCAUUAUCCUGGGAUAAUCGGCAUAUUGAUUUUUUUACAUUAAGAAGCGAUUCUAUCAGCAUUACUGAUAACGAAGCAUUGAGAGAGGACUUGGACAAGUACUCAGAUUUGAAUUUAACAAACGAUGACAUGGGAUUUGAUAAAAUCAUAGAAGACUCGAAAAUAUCUUCGUUCCAAAAUAUGAAGGAUGCAAGAGAUUUGGAAAAUGAAACUUUAAAUGUGUUGCAAGACCUAGGGUUUUCCCUCCCCGGAGAAAUUGAAGAGGAUUCAUCGAACUUAAAUAGGGAUGAAGAGCUGACUCUGGAGGCUAAGAGAUCUAUGCCUAAAAUUGCUUCGAUUGAAAAAGAGACCCUCGGGCCACGAUUGAGAUUGUCAAUCAAAGAGAAGGAUGAAAUCUAUUCCUUUCUUGCCGACUUUGGUUAUCGUGAAUAUUUAAAUGGUCUUGAGAGUGAUAAACUCAAUAAUCCUAUAUUUACAGUUACACCGGGGCUCAUAUUAUUUCAAAACGAUAAGCAAGAAAAUGGAGACGACAACGUCAUACCUCUGCCUGCAAAAUUGGAGUGUAUGCCCUAUAAAUUCACUUCACAAGUUUCGCUUAUAAAUGAUAAAGUUUUAACUUUUCCUUUGUAUGAUAGCAAUCUCCUCACGAACGAGGAUUUCAACAAGUUUUUGGAUAGUGACCCUCAUAAUUAUACUAUUCAGAUGAAAUUCUUGCCUACCCCAUUCAAUGAAGCAACACUAGAUAAGGAAAAAAUAAAAUUUCCACCAAUUGAAAUUUGGAUUGAUCUCAAUUCAAGAGGGAAGCCUGAUCUAGAAACUAUUAAUAUUGUCACUGUGGAGGGAGAAAAUAAUUAUUACGUCUCUGCUCCCGAAUAUAAGGCAGACUUUAAGGUCUGUUGCCAGAUAUCUGGUGAUAUUUUAAGUGGUGACGACUUCUCUCAAGCUAAAAAAGUAGACGAAACUGAUUUACUUAGUGUUUUGAAUUCUACAACUUCCAAGUAUUCCAAAUUUGAAUCACAGCCAGGAAUUUCAAAAUUUUUGGCCGAGUCGGUGCUAGACUUUGGCGGUAAAGUUGCUCCAUCGAUUUCACCGUCUAUUGACCUUAUUAUAAAUGGUCAAUCUGUGAAGUAUCAUUAUAUUAACGUUUCAUACAGGAGGCAAUUAGAUUUAAGCUUCAAAAAUGAAAAAGGAGAUGAGAAGUUAGUUCAAUUCAAUGUGGUUGAGGGUGGAUCUCUUGGAGGAAGAAAGCUUGAAGUGAACUUAGUUGGUAACUUGAAUGAAAAUUUAGAUAGACAAGCUUUUUACGAUCUUCUUGAUGACGCAUCAGAUCUAAUCAGUCAAUUGUAA